Messenger RNA from Drosophila sulfurigaster albostrigata, 5487 nucleotides. RefSeq lists its product as uncharacterized. The record is from RefSeq and is a predicted model, not a curated record. Gene Ontology annotation, molecular function: protein binding. The transcript has 14 exons. Lineage: Eukaryota; Metazoa; Arthropoda; Insecta; Diptera; Drosophilidae. Bases 1126 to 4596 code for a protein of 1156 amino acids.
GUUUCAAACGUUGUGGUAGUCGUAGCGGCUGACGUUCAAUUUCACACAAAAACCGAUUCGCGUUCGUUCGCUCGUAGUACGUUCGUCGUCGUCGUUGUAGUCGUAUUAUCGUCGUUUGCCCAGAAAGCUAUUAAAAGAUCCAUAGCGGCAACCAGUUGACCAGUCGGGAAUAACGCGUGCUUCUCCUUCCAAAAAACACAUCAAGCGUCUGUUGGUCGGCUCCUUGUUGUUCGAUCGCUUUUUUUUCGGGUCGAGUCUUCUCGAAUUCUGAUUUUGACGGGUAUCCACAGUCCCUUGAAAAUAACAUUGGGAAAAAAGUGUACCAAAAAUUAAAGGAAUUUAAAGAGAAAAAUUUGAUGCGAACUAUGCAAACAGCGGAAGCACAAUAAAGCUGCGGCGGCAAGUGUGCUUUUCGUGCCGUUAAAUUGAAAGCAGAUUAUGGAUGCUGCAGCUCUUCACACGCACACAAAAGAGUUGUGAUUGCAUCUGUGUGUUGUUGUUGUGUGUAUGUGCCAGUGUGACCAGUGCGAAAGUGUACAAAUCCAAAUAUCCAAAUAUUUAAUUAGCUCACUCGGUUGGUGAGUGGGACUCAACAUAGUGAGGAGAGGAAGGAUACAGGAUACAGGGAUAAGGGAUACGGUUCCUUGGCCAGCGGAUUACGACAAGGAUUAAAUAACAAAUGGCGCACAUCAGUGGCAAAAACCAAAUGCAAAUCAAAUCGAAUUGAAUUGACGCAAAACCACAAUACGCAUUGAGAUAGAAAGCGAUAGCACAAGUAACGGAGAAAGAGAGAGAAAACGCGAUGCAAUACGAUGAGAACAAUACACGCAUCAAGACGAAAAAGUUUAGCGAGUAACUCGGAAAAGCUGUCUGGCGCAAUGAAAAACUUAUGAAAAACGCUAAAUUAACAACGGCAAAGCGAAAAGUUUGAACUCACACACAAUCAACACACACACACAUCCAUAACAAUUCACAUCCAGGACCCGGCAAGGGCUCGUCCUGCCUGCCAGCCAGCGUGCCUGUCAAUAAAUAAGGCAGCCAAAUAAGAGUUGAAAUUCAUCGAUUCGAAACUGAGGCAACCCCUCUGACACCUCCAUCAAGAAGACGAAACGCGCAAUUGCCACAAUGUGCACGAGUUACAAGAGCAACAAUAACAAGAAGGAUGGGAAGGAGCUCGACUUCCAUCCACUUAUGUGGCUCUCCCUGGCUGGAUUUGUCCUGGCGUUAGGUGUUCCUGGCUGCCUGGGGGAGCAGCACCCGGCGACUGCUGAUGAAGGUCCUUUAUCGGAGGUACUGACGGCCGUUGGCUCGGAGGUCGCACUGCCCUGUGAUCUAAUGCCCGGAACAAUGAUUGCCGAUAAGGUUCAACUGGUUAUUUGGUAUCGCCAGGGCAACGUGAAGCCUAUAUAUACCUUUGAUGCCAGAGGUCGACCACUACACCAGGCAAUACCGUGGGCUGAUGAAAAUGUCUUCAACAAGAAGGCCCACUUCUACUAUGACACAAAUCCGCCGGCUUUGCGCAUCAAGAACAUUCAGACCUCGGAUGCUGGGCUCUACAAAUGUCGCGUUGAUUUCCAUAAAUCACCAACGCGCAAUUGGCGCAUUAAUGUGACAGUUUUGGUGCCUCCCACGCAGUUGACUAUAUUGGACAACAAUGGGGCGGCAGUGAGAGAUCAGACUGCUGGGCCAUAUCUGGAAGGGGAUAGCAUCAACCUGACAUGUCUGUCGAGUGGAGGAGUUCCCCCGCCUCGGGUGUCCUGGUGGCGAGAGCACGCCCUGGUGGAUGACUCCUAUCAGGUGUUGCCCGAUGGCUCAGUGCGCAAUGCUCUGCAGCUGAAGAACAUUCAGCGCAAGGAUCUGCUAACGAUGUACACCUGCCAGGCCACCAAUGGACACGUGGUUCCGGCGCUAACUAAAAAAGUUAUCCUGGACAUGAACCUACCACCAUUGAGUCUGCUGCUUCAAGGACUGAAUCAUGCUGUGGUCGCUGGAACCCGUACUCAUGUCACAUGCACGGCAAUCGGAGCUCGGCCUCCGCCACAUAUUAUCUGGUCAAAGGCAGGACAGGUAUUGAAGGGCGCCACGCAAUCGAAUGCCUCCGAUGGCAAUACAACCAUAUCGGAGCUAACGCUCAUUCCCGUUCCGGAGGACAAUGAGCGUCAGGUUGUCUGCUCCAUUGCCCUCAAUUCGGGCAUUACGUCGCAGCAAUUGCACGAGGGCGACACGACAGUGAUGACAACGAUGGGCAAUGGCAACACAGGACUAUACCUGAAGGAUUCCCGUGUGCUGAAUGUGACGCAUGCACCCAUUGUUAAUCUUAAUUUAGGAGCUCCUCUGGACUCCAAUAAUCUGCUCAAGGGAUCCGAUGUGUAUCUCGAUUGUGCUGUGCGCGCCAAUCCGGCGAUUACUCGUGUUGAAUGGUAUCACAAUGACAAGCAAUUGCACUCGUCUCGAGGCAUUAUCAUCUCUAACCAAACGCUGGUACUUCAAGGUAUCUCGAAGUCAUCGCAUGGCCAGUACUUCUGCCGUGCCACCAACCUACAAGGCAGCGUGUCCAGCAAUGAGGUCUUCCUCGAUGUCAAAUAUCCGCCCGUGUGCAAGUCGGACUCGACGAUUAUACGCGCCGCCCUCAAGCAGACAAUCAACAUUACCUGCGAGGUGGACGCCAAUCCACUCGAUAAUCUAAAUUACAAGUGGCACUUCAACAACUCACUGGAGAGUCUCAUCGAGUUGCCGGUGCUGGCGCAUCUAGUGCCAGCCACGUUGCCCCUACAACAGCUGCCGGGGGCUUCCGGGCCCGGCGGAUAUUAUCAGCGCAGCAAGCGGAAGCACACACAUGGCAGCCAGCAUUUACUGCAUGGUCGCCAUGGCCGAGUCGUCAGCGUUGUGGAUGUGGCAGAAACGGUGCGCUUUGAGGAUGACUAUGACCAGGAGCACGACUCAAACGAUGAGUUUGACAGCUAUCAGGAUUAUAUGGAGCCGCAAAUGGUGUACUCCAACAUGGUGCACAAGAAUCACGUGGAGAACAAGCAGCCCCAGCGCAAACAGCAAUCGCAGCAUCCGCAGCACGGCGAAUUGAGUGUCCAUCACAACGCAGCCUCCAGCAGCGGACAGUUGGCUGAGCGCAAGCGACUGGCAGCGUUGCACAAGCAACAGCAUCAUCGUCAGCUCAUGCCCACGCCCUCGACAACAUCGACGCCCCCGUUGAACAAUGUCUACAGCUACCACGUGGAGAGUUACGAGAGUUUCGGGGCCAUCUCCUGUGUGGCCAACAGUCCCAUGGGUCACAGUCAGCCCUGUUGGUACCACAUUCAGCCUGCAGACCUACCAGAACCCGUGAAAAACUGCUCGGCCUACAAUGCAACAGCCAACUCACUGCAGAUUCAAUGCAUCCCCGGCUAUGAUGGGGGUAUUCCACAGCAUUUCCAUGCUCAGGUUUACGAUGAACUCGCUCGCCAGAUACUCUACAAUGCGUCGUAUAAGUAUGCGGAGUUUACGGUGAAGCGACUGCCCAGUGACUCGGUGUUCAACAUACGCGUGACAGCGGUCAAUGCCCAGGGAUCCAGCAAGAUGGCCUAUCGAGUGCGUGGUCGAACUCUCUCCGCUCCGCUGCUUCGCACAGCUUCGUCGACGGCAGUGCUGGUCCAAUUGACACCGUUGCUGGGCGCACUAGUUGGCGUGAUUGCGACACUCUUUUUGGUAGCCAUCUGUGUGGUGAUCUUCAUUAAAUUCCGCAGCAAGCGAAGCCGUCGCCACGUGAAUGGCGAUGCCACCACAACGGAGGCGGACAAGGGCAGCGCUGAGCCGCUUUCACGCAAUAUGGGCAGCCAUUCCAGCUUGGAGGACAAAAACCCGGAUGUUGUGCCGCAGGAGGCCAACAGUGAGGAUGAAUUUCAUCUGGAGGAGAAGGCUUUCGACCGACUGAAUAUGGAAUCACAACGCAUCCUCUACACGCCGCCCACACGCAUUAACACCACCUCCCCGCCGCCGCCUUCGCUAUCGCCAACAUUCGGCAAACAGUAUGGAGAGCUGUCGCUGACGACAAACCCGGCGUUUAGUUUGUACAACACCCCACAGAGGGCGCCAGCUGCUCAGCGACCGGUUUACACCGCGCCCCCGCCGCUGCUGUCCACACGGACGCCCCCAAAUAUCUACACUAGGAUACCGGGACGAGGUAGCAGUGGCCCCAAUGGCGGAGCCACCACUUACCUUCCCGCCUACGAGACACGCACCUCGCCCACCUCCCCCUAUGGCUCGACAACCACCUGUACUAUGCCGCUGCUAAACGGGCAAUCGAAUGGCUCCUUGCAGACGAACAGCAGCAGCAUUGGCGGCGGUGGCGGUGUCACCUGCAACACUUUGCCCCAUCCGGGUAGCCUGCACUUGGGCGGCAUUUCGGCCGCGAUGACCAGCUCGGCGACUAGCGGCAAUAUAACCAUUGGAGCUGCCCAAUCAUUGCUCACUUCACCGCGGGCUCAGACAGCCUACAGCACACUGGGCAGUGUGGGUGGAACGCAAUCGCCGCUGCUCAGCGUGGGCAGCUCGUUGAUGGGUGUCGUCGGCGGUGCAGGUAACUAUGAGACGGUGAGCUCCUGAGAGUUAGCCAAAGAUGACAUCAAAUGUCAGAUCGUUUGUAUGGGGGGCAGUAGCACGUGCACGACAUCCGGCGCUGAGCGCACCACCAUCGUCUAGAGAAUCCCCCAAGGCAACUCCCAAACCCCAAACCGAAACCGAAAUCGAAUUCGAAACCCAAACCGAACUGUAAUCCCAUAUUGUAUUAUAGUAGUUAAGCUGCCGGCGUGGUGUUUAUAUAUAGUGUAUAACCAUGCUUUCGUCUAGCUUUCCGGAAUAACACUUCCAACCAACAAUAUUUGCAUGAAGCGAAACGAACAAAACAAAUUAUAAGACUUCCACAAGAUGCAAGUACAUAGAUGUUGAAUCGACUUAAAGUAAAUGUAACUCGACUAACUGUAACUGUCAACCACAAACGAUACAUAAAAAAGCAUUUAUCAAUAAUUUACUUGUACCAAUAAAUCGGAGAGAAGUCUAGUGUGUGUGCAUGGUCUGAGUCUGAGCAUGAUAAUGCAGAUUGGGGCCGUGACAAUGCUAGUAGUUAUAGCUUACAUGUCUGUACCAAGAAUCAGUAAUGUACUGAACCACUUACACAUAUUAUAUAUAUAUACUUAGUUAAUUGUACUUGAGAUACUAUGUGCGCAAAUUACUUCAGAGAAAUUAAAUGAGCUAUGCUUCUGAAAAUUCAUCACGAAACUAGUUUAAACGAAUACUUAAAACAAAUCAUCAAAUACACACUUUGAGAAUUUAGAUGUAGCCAGAGUUGUACAUAUGAUAGUAUAUAGAAUAGGGCAAUAAGAUAAUGAUUAGUUGUAGUCAUUUGACUUAUGUAGUCUAAACUAAAAUUAGUUAGUCACAUUGAAUCUACGAAAAGACUAUUCCCCUUUUGAAAUGAAUGAACAAAUCCUGAGUAUA